Molecule: messenger RNA, 682 nt
Organism: Salmo salar (Atlantic salmon)
Lineage: Eukaryota; Metazoa; Chordata; Actinopteri; Salmoniformes; Salmonidae
Source: RefSeq, a predicted model, not a curated record
CCUGUUUUAUAGAUAAUGCCUCAUACUGACUGUGGUGUGUGUGUGUGUGUGUGUGUGUGUGUGUGUGUGUGUCAGACGGUGAGUCCCGCAGCAGGGGAACAUCCUCUCCAGUAUAACUAUACCUUGUGGUAUUCCCGGAGGACUCCGUCCCGACCCGCCAACACACAGAGUUAUGAACAGAACAUCAGACAGAUCGGCACGGUCGCCUCGGUGGAGCAGUUCUGGAAGUUCUACAGUCACCUGGUUCGACCGGGAGAUCUGACUGGCCACUCUGACUUCCACCUGUUUAAAGAGGGAAUCAAACCCAUGUGGGAGGAUGAAGCUAAUAAGAACGGUGGGAAGUGGAUCAUCAGGCUGCGGAAAGGUCUGGCCAGCAGGUUCUGGGAGAACAUUAUUCUGGCCAUGUUGGGAGAACAGUUCAUGGUGGGAGAGGAGAUCUGUGGGGUGGUUCGCUUCCAGGAAGAUAUCCUGUCUAUAUGGAAUAAGACAGCCAGCGAUCAGGUGACGACAUCUAGAAUCCGAGACACUCUUCGACGCGUCCUGAACCUCCCUCCCAACACCAUCAUGGAGUACAAGACACACAACGACAGCCUCAAGGAUAAUUCCAGCUUCCGCAACACAAAGAUCACCCUGUGAAGCGAUGGAGGACAGAAGGAGGGGAGAGACAGAAGAGACGGAGGAG